This is a messenger RNA of Hermetia illucens (black soldier fly), 609 nucleotides long. RefSeq lists its product as uncharacterized. Bases 166 to 486 code for a protein of 106 amino acids. Lineage: Eukaryota; Metazoa; Arthropoda; Insecta; Diptera; Stratiomyidae. The record is from RefSeq and is a predicted model, not a curated record. The transcript is spliced from 2 exons.
UUUCCCCAAAUCCGAUCGCACCAAGCCUUGUGUCACUCAAAACAACUUAAAAUUUUCCAACGAUUAUGUCAAACUAAAGAUUAAUUCCUAUUGUGUAACUUGCAAUAGUUCUGGAUAAAUCCCAAGUCAUACGAAAGUUAAUUCAUGUUUAUAAAUUAAAUUAAAAUGGCGACUGAAAAAGUUAGUGAAGCCAUGUUGGUAGAUGAAACUCUAAAUGAGCAAGAUCAGAAUGAUAAACCUAACAAUCCAAGUACUGAAUUAAGGAAACGCCCUUCGAAGAAGGCAACUAGUAAAAACAAUAGUUUGGAAUACAGAAUGUUUGAUAAUGAAGAAGAAGUUUUCCGACAGCGUGUUAAGAAGGCACCAAGGUCCCGGGUCCGGGUUCGCUCACGGUUGAAGAAGCAAUUGAAACGUGCCAAGAGUCGAGCUUGCUUUAAAUUGCCUAUGACUGUUAUGAAGAAGCGCGGACGACCCAAGAAAAAGUAAAAUUUUAUUUAGAUUUGUGAAUGUCCAUUGUUUUUGUUGUCUUUCGUUUUAAGUUUGACAUAUGAGCAACCUAUUUUGUGUUUUUAUAUAUUGGAAAUUUAAUAAAAUCCUCUCAAAGUACUA